Messenger RNA from Propithecus coquereli (Coquerel's sifaka), 2851 nucleotides. RefSeq names its product zinc finger protein 484 (gene ZNF484). The record is from RefSeq and is a predicted model, not a curated record. The transcript has 4 exons. Lineage: Eukaryota; Metazoa; Chordata; Mammalia; Primates; Indriidae. Bases 96 to 2672 code for a protein of 858 amino acids. Gene Ontology annotation, molecular function: DNA-binding transcription factor activity, RNA polymerase II-specific; RNA polymerase II cis-regulatory region sequence-specific DNA binding. Gene Ontology annotation, biological process: regulation of DNA-templated transcription.
CCCGAGGCAAAUGACCACUCUCCCCAGAAAGUUUGGGUGAGGGGCAGGGAGUGCAGGAAUGGGAGCAUCUAUGGGCUGAGUGAGAACGCUCUCUGAUGUCUCUGCUGAGCCAUCGGGGAUCAGUGUCAUUCAAGGAUGUAACUGUAGACUUCAGCAGGGAGGAGUGGCAGCAAUUGGACCUUGCUCAGAAAAGCCUGUACAGGGAUGUGACGCUGGAAAACUAUUUCAACUUGAUAUCAGUGGGAUGUCAAGUUCCCAAACCAGAAGUUAUCUUCAACCUGGAGCAAGGAGGGGAGCUGUGUGUGUUGGAUGGUGGGCUCUCCUGUCAGAACUGUUCAGAUGGGGAUAUUGGUUUUGCACUUUCACAACAAGGAAUGUCUGAAGAAGUUUCUUUCCAGUCUGAGAGAAUUAAUCUCUUCACAAGAGAAGACCCAUAUUCCAUUUUAGAAGAACUGCUGAAAGAUAGUAAACACACAAGAAGAUAUGAGGAAAACCAGAACAAACCUUUAAGUCAUGUUGCCUUCAUCAACAAGGAAACAGUAGCUAAUGAGAAGGGCUGUAAAUAUAAGGACAUUGGAAAAAUAGUUCAUGUAAACACACACCUUGUUCCUUCAAGAAAAAGACUCCGUAAUGAUGACUCAUUUGGAAAGAACUUGGAGCCUAUUGUAAGCUUAUAUAAUUAUAAUAGGAACAAUGCAACAGAAAAUCUUGAUGAGAUUGUCAGAUAUGGUGAUAUUUUUACUCACAUGAAUUCUCAUACAGAAGUGAAUGAUUGUGAAUAUAAUCAAUGUGGGAAAUUUCUGAGUCAUAAGCAAGCUCUUAUUCAACAUCAGAAAGUUCAUACUGAGGAGAAUCUCUAUUUGUUUUCUGACUGUGUAAAAGCUUUCUCCAAGAAGUCACACCUCUUUGCACAGCAGAGUAUUUUCACUGAAGAAAAACAGUGUGAAUGCAGCAAAUGUGAGGCAGUCUUCACUCAGAAGCCCCAACUUGCUGCACAUCAGAGGGUUUAUGCAAGGGGGAAGCCCUGUAUAUUCACUGAAUAUGGGAAGGAUUUUCCCUUCAAGUCAAACCAUCAGAAAACUCACAAUGAGGAGAAUUACUAUAAAUGCAGUGAAUAUGAAAGAACCUUUGCCCAGAAGUCAGAUCUGUUCAGAUGCCAGAGAAUUCAUACUGGAAGAAAACCUUAUGAAUACAGCGAAUGUGGGAAAAACUUCCCUCAAAAUUCAGAACUCAGUACACAUAAAAAACAUCAUACUGGAGGGAAACACUUUGAAUGUACUGAAUGUGGAAAAGCUUUCACAAGAAAAUCAACACUAAGUAUGCAUCAGAAAAUUCAUACAGGAGAAAAACCCUAUGUAUGUACCGAAUGUGGGAAGGCCUUUAUCCGGAAGUCACAUUUUAUUACACAUGAAAGAAUUCAUACUGGAGAGAAACCGUAUGAAUGCAGUGACUGUGGGAAAUCCUUUAUUAAAAAGUCACAACUCCAUGUGCAUCAGCGAAUUCACACAGGAGAGAAUCCCUUUAUAUGUUCAGAAUGUGGGAAAGUCUUCACUCACAAGACAAAUCUCAUUAUACACCAGAAAAUUCAUACUGGAGAAAGACCCUAUGUGUGUACUGAAUGUGGGAAGGCCUUUACUGACAGGUCAAAUCUCAUCAAGCACCAAAAAAUUCAUACUGGAGAGAAACCCUAUAAAUGCAAUGACUGUGGAAAAUCAUUCAUCUGGAAGUCACGGCUCAGGAUACAUCAGAAAUGUCAUACUGGAGAGAGACAUUAUGAAUGCAGUGAAUGUGGGAAAGCAUUCAUUCAGAAGUCAACACUAAGUAUGCACCAGAGAAUUCAUAGAGGAGAAAAGCCCUAUGUUUGCACUGAAUGUGGGAAGGCCUUCUUCCACAAAUCACAUUUUAUUACACAUGAGAGAAUUCAUACUGGAGAGAAACCCUAUGAAUGCAGUGAUUGUGGGAAAUCCUUCACUAAGAAAUCACAACUCCAUGUACAUCAGCAAAUUCACACAGGAGAGAAACCCUAUAGAUGUGCUGAAUGUGGAAAGGCUUUCACUGACAGAUCAAAUCUCUUCACACACCAGAAAAUUCACACUGGAGAGAAACCCUAUAAAUGUAGUGACUGUGGAAAAGCCUUCACUCGGAAGUCAGGCCUCCAUAUACAUCAGCAAUCCCAUACUGGAGAAAGGCAUUAUGAGUGCAGUGAAUGUGGGAAAGCCUUUGCAAGAAAAUCAACGCUAAUUAUGCAUCAGAGAAUUCAUACAGGAGAGAAGCCCUAUAUCUGUACUGAAUGUGGGAAGUCCUUCAUCCAGAAGUCACACUUAAAUAGACACAGAAGAAUUCACACUGGAGAGAAACCCUAUGAAUGCAGUGACUGUGGGAAGUCUUUCAUUAAGAAGUCACAACUCCAUGAGCAUCAUCGAAUUCACACAGGAGAGAAACCAUAUAUAUGUGUUGAGUGUGGAAAGGCCUUCACCAUCAGAUCAAAUCUUAUUAAACACGAGAAAGUUCAUACUAAACAGAAACCCUAUAAAUGCAGUGACUUUGGGAAAACCUUAAACUGGAAGCCACAACUCAGUAUACAACAGAAAUCGGACACUGGAGAAGUAGAGUGCCCAAUGCCACAGUUAUGGUGUGGGGAAGGUGACCAAGGCCAACUUUCUUCUAUCUAGUCAGAACCAUGAGUAUCUGGAUCACAUAGCUGAUGUCCGGUGCUUAUAUAUAUAUAUAUAUAUAUAUAUAUAUAUGAGAUACUUUGACGAAAGUGUUUAAGCAAUGUGUAGGGGUCAUGCUUGGUUACUUGGCAGAUACUGGGAUAGUUAAACCCCUGCAAAUAAUAGUAAUUGUGCAA